This is a messenger RNA of Daphnia magna, 1820 nucleotides long. RefSeq names its product multiple inositol polyphosphate phosphatase 1. The coding region runs from base 142 to 1500 and encodes 452 amino acids. Lineage: Eukaryota; Metazoa; Arthropoda; Branchiopoda; Diplostraca; Daphniidae. The record is from RefSeq and is a predicted model, not a curated record. The transcript is spliced from 8 exons. Gene Ontology annotation, molecular function: acid phosphatase activity; inositol phosphate phosphatase activity.
CUAGAAUUUCGAGCAGAAUUCUUAACGAAGAUCGAGGUCGUGUUGUCUGUGGUGUGUAAGCCUUGUAAGCUAUAAGUUUGAAUUAAAGUUGAAACGCCAUUUGCUUGUUGGAGGAAAGGCAGAGAGCACGUAUGAGGGAGAAUGCAGACAACUUACUUUUUGUGUAUAACAUUAAUUGUUUGUUGCAUUACGUUCGUGCUGUCUGAUGUGAACUCAAUCCGCAAUGCCGAACCCUCCUUGUGCUACGAUAACGUUGACAGUCCUUACAUCCUAUUUUCUACAAAAACAGGUUACCGUGUGAAUCAAAACAAAGAUGACGAAGAAGUAAAAGUUAAAGGUUGUGUUGCCAAGCAAUUAUGGCUAAUGUCUCGACAUGGUACACGGAAUACCGGUACAAAAGACAUGAUAAAAAUGAAAGAAAAACUUCCACUCAUUUUCAAAGACAUCAAGUUGAAUCAUAAAGAAGGAAGAGGAAGCCUUUGUGAAGAUGAUAUCAAUAAUCUUGAAGACUGGGAGUUUAUUGCCAAUGUUACUGAAGAUAAAUUUCUGGUCAGGGAAGGUUUCCUUGAACUGAAAGGUCUUGGACGUCGUUUCCAGAAAAGAUUUCCAACUCUUUUGUCGAAACCAUAUGUCAAUGAAUCAUACGAGUUUCAGUUUACUGACUCUGAAAGGACUGAUGUCAGUGCCCAAGCAUUUGCAAAAGGAAUGUUUGGAAAAAAAGAUUCUUCCAAUGUGUACAUGAAGAAAUCACCCAAACCUGAUAACCUUCUAAGGUUUUACAGAACAUGUGACAAAUGGUUAAAGGAAGUUGAUGAGAAUCCUGAUGCAACCAUUGAAAAGAAAUUGUUUGAAAAAACUCCUGAAUUCUUGUCCAUGAUAAAAUCCGUCUCCGAUCGCUUGGGCUUUACGUCUUUACGUACUCUAGGUGACAUUGACUUGAUGUACUCGAUGUGCUCGUUCGACAAAGCUUGGCGACCAAAAGAUCUCUCAGCUUGGUGUGCUGUGUUUAACGAAAACGACCUCCAGAUAUUGGAAUAUCGUGAGGAUCUCGAGUAUUUCUAUGAAGAUGGUUAUGGUUAUUCCAUUAACUAUGAGCAAGCUUGUACGCCUUUAAAACAUAUCAUCGAGAAUUUCGGACAAACAGUACAAGAGUCUGAGGUUUCUAGACCAAAAGGGUUCUUUUAUUUUACCCAUUCUGGAACUAUAUUGAAAGUUCUUGCCCGGAUGGGACUUUUCGAAGACGCAGUUCGCCCUACUCAUCUCAACCGGCUUGACAUCCAUAAGAGAGCAUGGCGAACUUCACUAAUAGAUUCAUUUGCAUCUAACAUUGCGUUUGCACUCUUUAAAUGCUCCGACGACUACCGCGUCACUGCCUACUUCCAAGAACGACCUGUUCGACUGCCAGGGUGUUCUCAUGAGCUGUGUCACUUCCGGGAAUUCGUAAACCAGUAUGGAUCAUUAGCAGAGAAGUGUAAUGUUGAAGACAUUUGUCGCAUAUGAUUACUUUUUUCCUGCCUAUCUAAUGCAUCUCGCCUAUGUAAUCAGACUCCCUGACUAUAUGCUACGUGAGUCAUAACCCUAUAUGUGCAAAAUGCAUGCAAUCCCAACCUUGAGGGCACAGCGUUUAACCAUAAAAUAUGAAGAUACUUUUCUGCGUGAACUAUUUUCGUAAUACUGAUUUUAAACAUCUAGGUAAAAUCCGCUCCCCCCUCCCCAAAUUUGCCUAAUUUCCUAAGAGAAACAAAAAAAUUUCCAAAAUAUACACUGCUUCUUUUCAAUACUUGUGAGUGCAUCAAAUUGAAUAAAAAAAUUGUACGGAA